Hypoxylon fragiforme is the source of this 3614-nucleotide messenger RNA. RefSeq lists its product as uncharacterized. The transcript is spliced from 5 exons. Bases 489 to 3089 code for a protein of 866 amino acids. Lineage: Eukaryota; Fungi; Ascomycota; Sordariomycetes; Xylariales; Hypoxylaceae. The record is from RefSeq and is a predicted model, not a curated record.
AAGUUCCCAAGAUCAUUUCCAUCUUUCCAACUACAAUACUUUCUCAAAUCAACGAGACAAGUAUUUUUCUUGGGCGCAUUUCUUCGCUCAACCCAACCGCGAUCUUUUUCUCAUUUUUCUCCGUUUCCUUUUCUGUCAACCGCCUUUAGAGGCAUUUGGUUUUCUGAUAAAUCGUCUUCUAGCAUAUCACUUAGGUAUACUAUUGUGACAUCCAACAUCUUAGGUUUCCUUAUUCAAGUUGCCUUAUUCUAGUCGGUCUCACCAUCUACCUAUUGCAACAGGUAAAAGGACCUAUUUUUUCUUUCUUGCCUUGAUCUAUUUGCCAUCUGGUGUUCUGGCUCUUCAGUACAAGACGCGAAACGCGCUUGGAUACAAUACGGUAGUCAAUCUGCCUCGUAGCCACCAUUACAUUCUUUUUACUACUGUUCCAGUAUCAAUCACUCACACGCUGUAUCCUUCUUAUAUGGUAAGGUAGCAUUACUGUCAAAAUGGUGAGAGAAAGAAAGAAGGCCCCGGUGUCCACCCGAGGCAUACGGGCUCUCAAUCGCCGUACGAAGAUAGACAGAGUACAGACUCAAGCGCAACACCAACAGCAGAACGAUUGGCGCACACUAAAUCCACUGAAGGCGCCGCCCAAGAUGAAACACAAGACAACAUUUGAACUAGUACAAAAUACCGACAAGAAGAAGAAACUGGAGUUCAAGAUUACUACCGAUCGACACCCGCCCCCAGGCUUCGAAUUCAUCCCCAUAGGACAUCCAACCAUAUCGCAAUUAUGCAAAGAUCUAUCGAGAGAACAAGACGUUAUGAUCUUCAUCGUUUCUGGCGCCAAGAAUCCUGAUAACCUUGACCACCACAUGAAUCGUGUCGGCUACCAUUUUCGCGAGGCCAUCGUGGAACGGGCUCGCGCGAAGCUCAUGGCAGAUGGGCAAUCUCACGAGAUUCCUCAGUCUCAUCUUCCAAGCAAACCAGAGCCCAUACCCCAAUCUCAAGAAGAAAUUGACGCCCAAGCCGAUGCAGUUCUCAAGGACCUUUUCCCAAGAAUACCCAAUACCGAUCGACGCGAAAUCAUUCGUCAUGCAUUUAAAAAAGACGGCAAGUUUCAUGGCGAGUCGAGAGUUGGCUUGGCCCAAGAACUGACUUUAGCACGUCGAGUUCAGCUUGCUGCGAUCGCUCACAUCCGGCACACGCAUACUCGCUAUGACGAACUACUGAAGCAGACGAAUUGGAACAACGCUCGCAAACUCGUAGAGAAACCUUGUCUAGCCAUCAUCGUCAAGUGGCGAGGAGACGAAGAGACUGGCCGUGACCAGCUCGAUGAGAUCCUUCGUGAAGUCAUCGAAAUAUCGGACACAGAAGAUUCCGAGGAUGAUAUCCCAGUUAUGGCCCUCGCCGCGGAAUCCACGCCGGCAAACCGUGUCAGCAUGAUGCCUGCUGCUACAUUACCAGGAUAUGCGCCAGGAUUGCAGGCUAUGAGGUCUGCAGAUCAGCAACCACCUUUGGUUCAGAGACGUGACCCUUCUGUUCCAAUUUCCCUAACACCCACCAGACAGAAAGCGAUUGCAAGAGCUGAGAAACGGAGUGCUCGUAGGACGCAACGUUUUAGGAGAUAUGCUGCUGCUGCCGAAGCUCUCGCAAGUUCGUCUGGCCCUGUCAAUAAUGCCAAUGACAGCAAUGCAGUUCCCAUCGAUGCUGUGGCUGUGGAUUUAACUAGAAGUCCAGGUUCUGUUCAUAUUGCUAGCCGUGAGCCGACAGUAGCGGCUCGCGGUACUCCUAGCCUUGAACACAUGGCUCGUCGGUUUGAGUUGCGAUCCGGGUCACAUCGAUUCAAUGGCGAAUCCCCGCGAGGAAACUCGGGCGCAGUGCCGCCUCUCAACUCUCACACAGUCCAUGAUUACAGGUCACCACAACUGAUGUAUAACCAGGAGAAUGUUAGGCCCAAAGUUGGGUAUACAUUAGCAAAUUCUGGCCAGUCACAGGUUCCAAUCUCACCCAUUAGAAAUGAGCUGCAAGACAUGUUGAUUCAAUCUAUUGAGCCCGCAUCUCCCGUAGCCUCUCGGCAAUCUCAGAACGCUUCUCGUAUGUUACAUGGUGAGCCUCAUUAUCUCGCAGAAGCACCCCGUCUCGUUUCUCGAGCGGUCUAUGAACCCGUGAGUUCUAUCUCACAUCCUAGGUCGCCCAGGGUGGUGACGCAUGGUGGUGAGUUGGCUACAAAGCAGCAUCAUGUUGCGGAAUAUCCCUAUGGACAAUUUGAUGCUCACAACGGUCGUUUGGGCCGAGCUGACAACCCGCCACACGGGCUAUUUGAGUACCUUCCAGACAGGCCUGUCUCAUCGUUCAGAGUUGCAGACCGGGCGUUACCGCAGAGCCGGCCCUGGCCUGCUUCCAGUGAGAGCGCGGCUCGUUAUAAUAGUGAUGUUUCAUAUAGGAGCAGGGCACAUCCUAUUGUUAUCGAUGAUGAGGUAGCUCUUCAACCUCGUCAAGUAGUUGAAAUGCAACGGCACCAGGAUGCGGAGCACCAAGUCUCUUAUUACAGAGCGGAAAGGCCAAUGAAUGAUGUCCCCGUUCGUGGAGCUACUCGGUAUCCAGAAAAUGGUCGAAUCGUUUAUAUUGAUGACCCGCCUAGUCGAUCAAGAGGUAGACUGGAAUACUACCGGGAGCCUAUGGGCCAGCCCAGUCACAGAGUGUCUUGGCACCAAGAAUCCAGCCCUCAUAGGGCUCCAAUGACAGAUCUACGAGGUCACGUAGUAUCCGGUAGUCACUCAGAUUAUGACUCUAUUCGUCACGAAGAAUCUGUACGUAGUCAAUAUCUGGUUCGUGAACCAGUAAAUCGACCUAUGGAUGGUCGAGAGAUACGGGCUGUCCCGCCAGGACCAGAACGCCCCGAAGUUCGGUACGCAAGCGGUGCCCACCACGACUUUUACGAACGUUCGAGUUAUGCGCCAACUUCGAACCCGCCUCAAGAUAGACGAGAAGUUUAUCGAUAUCCAGUGGAACAGCCCGCCGAAACUAUGAUGCCGCAUUUCGAGCAUCGAUAUGCCCACCAGCCCCAACUUGUAGCUCCUCCGUCUCACGGUGGCUACAACUAAUUAUUACAAGAUGAUAUUUCAGCAUCACAUUCUCAAGGGUGGCAGUAUAGUAAGAAGGGUGGAUUCUAAACCCUGAGGAGAUAACUAAUUCAUGACCCCAAGUCAAUGAACUUUGGGGCGAAUAAAUCUCGAUGGUUUUGUCAACAGGGUCAAUCGGUAGAUGGAAUGGAGAGCUCCCGGCAUGAUUUUCGGCACAAUGGCAUUUGAGAUACCCUUGCGUUUUGUUCAGCAUUUGAAGAUUUCCGGCAUCACUGCAUGGCUAGGCGUUAUUGACAACCUGCAUCAUGGCAUGAAGCAUAUGGUGGAUGGUGGAUGGUAAAACAGCCAUACCAGGCUCAAUCUCAAAGUGUACAAAGGUUACAUUUUCGAUUUGGCUACUUAGGUGCAUAGGCCUUUGGCCAUCACUGGGAGAUGCUUUCCCUACCUAGUAGUAGACUAUACAUUAGGUACUCCAGUAGCUAUAUAGCACUCGUGCGUAGAACACUAUUACGGUAGUGAUUCUUAAUGAAGAAAACAACAACUAAA